Molecule: messenger RNA, 2217 nt
Organism: Penicillium griseofulvum
Lineage: Eukaryota; Fungi; Ascomycota; Eurotiomycetes; Eurotiales; Aspergillaceae
Product: Serine-threonine protein kinase 19
Exons: 4
Coding region: 1-2217 (738 amino acids)
Source: RefSeq, a predicted model, not a curated record
AUGACCUUACGCCUUACUUCCGCUCCUGUAUCUGGUGUUAAGAAACGCAAAGCCCCUGCCAAACCCCGCGUCUCACCAUUUGCUUCCCAUGCGCGCCGCAAACCUAUCUCCGGGGGUUGCCUAAAACCUGCAGAUCUAGGUUUCGAGGAUCCGCUUCCUGAUGUAGGCGGGUCUCAUUUCAUAUCGGAGACUGCACCGGUUCAAAAUGUGCUACAGGCUAUUCAAUAUAUCCGUGAUGGUAUGUUCGAAGAACUUCCGGCACGGGCCGGAAUGAACAGCACACGCAUCGCAGAAGUCCUUAAUUUACGCCGGUCUUUACCCCCACUAGCCUCUGUGGCCCAUGUCCAUACCCUUUUGGAGGCACCAACACAAGUGGAAAGGGAAAUUGUCGAACAGAUUCAGACGGGUCGGAUUCGACGACUCAUUAUACCAGGUCGAGGCAAUGAUGCGGCAGGGUUGGGCGAUUGUUUGGUGCUAGCGGAGGAUUGGGACAGGCUGGUACAGGAAAGCCCUGCAUUGGAUCAACGAGUCAAGGAGAAAUUCCUUGAUAUCCUGAAGCGUAUGGGGACUUCCUCGGCGAUAUCGCAGGGAGUCUUCACGACAGAUGAGUACAGGGCAUUGCUCCGUGCCGGAUUUAUUGUAUCAUCGUCAUCUUACACGCAGGGCACAUUGAGUAUUGCAUCACUUCCUAAUCUACCUCAAAUGGCGACUUCAUCAGCAAGUCGAUGCGGGUCAAGCGCGCAUUCCGAGCGCUCCGUGCAGACAGCUGCUCAGGCUCGUGCUGCAACUCUCUUCUUGUCUCUACCUAACACGGGUACAUAUCUCCGCUUGCUGGGAUCAGCUCGUGCACAUAUGCUCGCUCUUCUCCGGCGGUCCGCUUCUGGCGAAGCCCCUCUGGGUCUGUUGAAAGAUCGAUGGGAUGGGGCUGUUGAGACUGACAAGAGUUUCCACGCAGCCAAGCGAGCCCGUGGCGAGUUUGCAGGGAUCCUGCCGGAUAAUUUGGUCAAGUCUAGAAGAUGGCCUUUGUUCACUAUGGAAUUGUUUAAAGAAGCAACCUUCAAGUUCUCACAUAAUCUUGACUUGGGCAAACAAGACAUCAAAUUUAACUUACUGCCUUCUCGCACUUCCUUCUUAACCUCCUCCUCUCUCCAUCUACCCAUCUACUUUCUUCAUCGCCAAGCCUUCAUCCAUCCCUCCAUCAUGCCGCUGAUACAACUAGAGCCACAUCUGUUUACCAGCCUCCCCCGUCACCCAGAUCUUCCAGGGGACGCCAACACCCCAGAUCUACGGGAGUUCAUCCAGGCCGUCCUACUUGAAUCUCAGCCUCUUCUUAACCAGUUCCCAUCGACAUUGAAACCAGACUACAAGCUACGCUCUUCUCCACCCUCAAAGGCAAAAGUGAAACUUUCACAAGGAUGGCGAACUCUCCAAAUCCCCCAGAGCUCUAACCCCAAAAUGGAAUUCUGGGUAUGUCGCCAAAGCGAUCACCAAGAUUCUGAUCGUCUGCCUGGAACAGUUUCUCUGUGGGAAUUCCACGAUGGGCUGCGAUACAAUCAUGCCGAGCACGAGAUGGAGUACACAUCCAGCGUGACGAGCGUAAAGCGACUACUGAAAUGGAACGAGCCCAGACAAUGGGUUUCCAAUCAACCAAUUAUUGUUGGAAACAUGGGCUACAAGCAUUUCGAUGUCGAACUCAACCUGAUUGUUCACACUUUCCAUCCGCGAGCACUAAUCCGGCCCCGGGCCUUCAUCUCCUGGACUAUGUCAGCGACCUUCGCCAGCUCAUACGAUGCAACCCGUUCCAACGGAGACUACGGCUUUGUUACGGUGCAGAUUCCUUUCUAUUUGCCCAAACCGCUUAUCCCGGGGUCCCCGUACGAGGGAAUGUACGCUCUGAUCAUGGACUCCGUCCCACAGCGGGCUGUCUUCGCUUACUAUGCCAGUAUCGAGCGGGUGGAGGUUCUGCCUUCUUCUCCUCCUGCGGUCUCUUCGGGUCCUUCGUCUACCCCUGCUAAAUCCCCUGAGCGUUACCUUCGGUGGACUAUGUUGACUACUUCUGAGGCUGGUGGGAAUAUUCCCAAGUGCAUUCAGCGGAACCGGAUGCUAGGCGGAGUGCCUCGGGCUGUUGUUGGUGAUGUGGGAUUGUUUAUUCGGUGGACUAUCAAGCGGAGAGAAGAGAGAAGACUGGAGCAGGAUUCUCAAAUGGGGGAGGGCUAA